This is a messenger RNA of Anthonomus grandis grandis, 517 nucleotides long. RefSeq lists its product as uncharacterized. Lineage: Eukaryota; Metazoa; Arthropoda; Insecta; Coleoptera; Curculionidae. The record is from RefSeq and is a predicted model, not a curated record. The transcript is spliced from 2 exons. Bases 153 to 392 code for a protein of 79 amino acids.
AAGUUAGGCAAGCGGGAAAAUCAAUCAAUAUUAAAUUUAGAAUAUAGAUGAUAUAGCUUAUGCAUAGGUUCUAUUUAAUAAAUAACAAAUAUUUAUUAAUUUGUUUAAAGUAGAAUAAAACCCAUUAAACGGUUACUAUCUCGCAGUUCAUAAUGCCUUGGCAUCCGGGUCAUCACCAUCACGGUCCUCCGCCACCACCUCCACCUCACUGCGGACCCCCGCCACCACCAUUUCACGGACAUCAUCCGCCACCUCCACCACCAUUUGGUGGACCACCUCCGCCACCACCUCAUCAUUACCAUUGGCACCCACCUCCACCACCACCAGGCCCACCAUGCGGACAUAGCAGUGUUUUUUAUGGUUGCCAUCAUUGUCAUGGUUGGAGAUGGUAGAAGAAGAUGGAAAGAUUAGUUUAAAUAUGAUAUUUUUUUAUUAAAAACAUAAUAUUUCUAUUUAUUCAUAUGUAUGUAUAUAAGCACAAUUAUGAUUUUAAUAUAGACUUUAGUUAGCUCAAAAA